Molecule: messenger RNA, 1503 nt
Organism: Phytomonas sp. EM1
Lineage: Eukaryota; Euglenozoa; Kinetoplastea; Trypanosomatida; Trypanosomatidae
Source: the annotation of a GenBank genome assembly
AUGGAUGAUUAUCGCUUUCCAUUGUAUUAUUACUUCCCCGAGGGAACGGUUUUGUUCGACCCGAGCUACAUCCCACCCAUGCGUGUACCCUUGGGGACGGCCUCUCAGAACCUCGGUGUGACGCUGCGCAAGUUGCUCCCCUUUGGUAGCUAUGAGGCGUACUACGAGGACUCGACCACCGGCGCCCUGCACUUGAAGUCGAUGAAAUACGUCUGUUUGUACGUCGAUAACCUUCCCGAUAGUACAACUCCCGAGGUGCUGGGUCGAUUCUUCGAAACCUUCGACUUGGUGAAGGAAGCGAACGUGUUUCGCGGUUGGGAUGGUCGUUGUAAUGGUCGAGGUUGGGUGAUGUUUGAGGACCCUAGCAAGCUUCUUCUGGUGCCUCGUGUCCUCGAGUUCUUCGCUGGUCGAAUCAUCUACACUGCACUUAGUGACCGGGAGCCGACCCCAACACGCCGGCACCCCCUGAUCACUCCGCCGCCCCGCGAGAAGGCCACGCCACCGGCUGCUGAACGCUUCGUCGCUCUACCGGAGGCGCCAAAGAGGCCCCUGAAUUCCAAUCUCCCCUUACCCCGCAGCCGGAGCUCUGCGGUGACGCCGCCGUCCCCGUCGAAUCCUCAGGGCGAUGCAUCCGCACCGACGCGCGCGAAGGCUCCUGAGGCGGUGGGGAAGGCUUCCUACCUCAUACUCCGCCUCUCUGAGGCGGAGGCCGAAGUCGCCGUGCGUGAAAACGAGCUGUGGAUUCCCCCGGAGAUGGCCCUGAAACUCCACCGAUUGGGGCCGAAGGGUGGGAUAGGGUCGGUCUUCGUCUUUGUGCUGCUUUACAACCGGAUGCUCUUUGGGUGUGCGCGCUUCUGCACCCCCCUCCCGUCCCUUAGUGAGGUGAAGAGUCCAUACCCCAUCACGUGGAUUCAUAAGUGUCUCUUUCUGCAUGAAAACGUCCUUGAUAAAGUGGGCGGACAGGCUUUGUUGAGGCUUGCAGACGGUUCUUUCGUGAAGCCGGUCCUUGCCUUGGCGCUUUUCGAGCUGUUGGACGCGCAGAAGGUUAGGAAGGGUCAGCCCAGCCCCGUGUACCCCCUCAACACCGCUGGCGGGUGGUUCGCAGCGAGGGGGCGAAGGGGCGGCGAAGGGGGGUUUGGCGUGGACGGCCGGGGGCGCGGCGGCAGGCGAGGGAGGGGCUUCCUGCACGACCCUUUCCCCGUCCAAGCGGUCCCGGAGCCGCGCAGUGGCCGUAGGCGGACUCAACUGGAAUCUGGCGACGCCGACGUUGGCGGCGCGCCUGCGGUGCCCUCGCCAAAGGGUGGGUCGAGUAUUCCGUCUCCAGCCAGUCAGCGCGCGCAGGUGGCAUCGAUACCUCGAAAUACAGAGGCUGCUUUGGGUUCGCCUAUCGGAUUAUCUGGAGGGAGCCCUGGCGAAGCCUCAUUAGGGCGACCCAACAGUUUUUAUGAGGGCUCAAAACUAUACAAGCGAAAGAAAGACGCACGCACACGUCAAGCUUCUUAG